GCACAUAAAGAAUACCACAAAAUUCGCAAAACCACCUUCUUCCUCGUCUUCAACAAUAAACCAUUGUUUCCUUCGUAGUUGGUCCCUUUUUCUUCAAAGCAAAUCCACUCUCAAAUAUUCUUACCUGUCUCUCUCGUUGUUGCUGGGAAGAACCCAUUUCCCUUUCUUCCAGAAGAUGAGUCUGUGAAGCCCCACUCCUAAGAAAUCUCUCACAACUACUUUCUCUUGUGACGUCUUAACCAUCACCACCCUCACCUUCUUCCGCUGACCAUUAUUGACUUUCUUUUUCCUUAUAAUCUUAGUUCUUUCCAUUUGCAGUUGCAGCCAUCACUGAGGUUCCUUGGAUCAAAGUGUUUCUGGGGUUCGCCAAAAAAUGAUUUUUCUUAAGUGGGGUUUCGUCGCCCUUCUUUGUGCUGCUUUUGUUUCUUCAAUUGGUGCGGUGGAACUCGGUCGACAUCAACCUACUGAGAGAAUUUCAGGUACUUAAAUGUUAUGAAGGCAUUAAAAAUCAACUCACCAUAAUGGUAUACAAAUUGUGGAAAGUAUCAUAUGUUGGAUUAAGAUUCACUGAGGAAGCAGCUGGAAUGGGAGUGAUGGUAAAAGAGGAGUUUUUAUAUGAAACUCUAAUAAUACAUAAACACAAACAAAGUCUUAUACUCCAUUAGUUGUUGCUUGGAAGUGAAAGGGAAGUGCCGGUGAUGUGUUGGAAGAUGAUCCGGUGGGAAGGUUGAAGGUUUUUGUUUAUGAACUUCCAAGCAAGUAUAAUAAAAAAAUUCUGCAGAAGGACCCCAGAUGCCUCACUCAUAUGUUUGCUGCUGAGAUCUUUAUGCACCGGUUUCUCUUAUCUAGCCCUGUUCGAACCCUUAAUCCUGAAGAAGCUGAUUGGUUUUAUACCCCUGUAUACACCACCUGUGACUUGACACCAAAUGGCCUCCCUUUACCUUUCAAGUCACCACGAAUGAUGAGAAGUGCCAUACAGCUUAUUUCUUCAAACUGGCCUUAUUGGAACAGGACAGAAGGGGCAGAUCAUUUCUUUGUCACCCCUCAUGAUUUUGGGGCCUGCUUCCAUUAUCAAGAAGAGAAAGCAAUUGAAAGAGGAAUUCUUCAUUUGCUACAGCGUGCUACCCUGGUUCAAACAUUUGGACAAAGGAAUCAUGUGUGCUUGAAAGAUGGCUCAAUCACCAUUCCUCCAUAUGCUCCACCACAGAAAAUGCAUGCACAUCUAAUUCCUGAAAAUACUCCCAGAUCCAUUUUUGUUUACUUCCGAGGACUGUUUUAUGAUGUUGGAAAUGACCCUGAAGGUGGCUACUAUGCAAGAGGUGCAAGAGCAGCAGUAUGGGAGAAUUUCAAGGACAAUCCACUGUUUGACAUUUCCACAGAACAUCCAACCACAUACUACGAGGACAUGCAAAGAGCCGUGUUCUGUUUGUGUCCACUUGGGUGGGCACCAUGGAGCCCAAGACUAGUUGAAGCUGUGAUAUUUGGUUGCAUCCCAGUAAUCAUUGCAGAUGAUAUUGUUCUUCCAUUUGCUGAUGCAAUCCCAUGGGAAGAGAUAGGUGUGUUUGUUGAUGAGAAGGAUGUACCUCAGUUAGACACUAUACUCACAUCUAUCCCACCAGAAGUUAUCUUAAGGAAGCAGAGAUUGCUUGCCAACCCUUCCAUGAAGCAAGCUAUGUUGUUCCCACAACCUGCACAACCAGGAGAUGCUUUCCAUCAAGUUUUAAACGGUCUUGCACGCAAGUUGCCGCACGAUAAGAGCAUUUUCUUGAAACCUGGGCAGAAGGUCUUGAAUUGGACUGCUGGCCCUGUGGGUGACCUUAAACCUUGGUAACAUUUGCACCAGUUUUCUGAGGCAAUUAGGAUUCUUUACAUAUCUUUCUCUAUACUCCCAAGUGUUCAUAGAUGGGGUUGGUAAUGGAGAUGCUGUUGGGUUUUGUUGACAUUGUAAAUUUUGAUAUAUCUUUUUUUUUCAGACCAUUCAUUAGAUCAUUUAAUAUCCAUUUUUCAGCUUUAUUGCUCAUAUGAUAUACACUUUUUUUUCCUCCCCUCUUCUUUAGAAGUCCCUGUCGAUGUUUACUGCAUAUUAUAGUUAGUAACCUUGCUCCCACACAAUGGAAAUCAAGAUCAUGAAUCAUGAUGUCAUUAAUACAUCAUGAAAAACGUUUAAC
Messenger RNA from Abrus precatorius (Indian licorice), 2168 nucleotides. Its product is annotated as probable beta-1,4-xylosyltransferase IRX10L. Gene Ontology annotation, biological process: glucuronoxylan biosynthetic process; plant-type secondary cell wall biogenesis. The coding region runs from base 806 to 1831 and encodes 341 amino acids. NCBI's taxonomy places the organism in Eukaryota, Viridiplantae, Streptophyta, Magnoliopsida, Fabales, Fabaceae. The transcript has 5 exons. The record is from RefSeq and is a predicted model, not a curated record. Gene Ontology annotation, molecular function: 1,4-beta-D-xylan synthase activity; glucuronoxylan glucuronosyltransferase activity.